UGCAUUCAUCUACUAGAAUACCCUGCAUUUAUAAAGAAACCACCCUAGUCACAACUGAUAAUUACUGAACUUACGUGUUUGUUCCUCUGUCUGAUCUCUGCCGACACCAGUUUGACCAGAUGUCUGCACAAGCCGACCAGUAUGGAAAUGAGCUGCGCAGCACCAAGGGGGAAAUAUCUGAGCUCAAAAGAAUGAUCAGCCGCCUGCAGAACGAGAUCCAGGCUGUAAAGGGACAGCGUGAGAGCCUUGAAGGCCAGAUCGUGGAAGCGGAGCAGCGUGGUGAGGGGGCCGUGCAGGAUGCCAAGAGUCGCAUCAAGGACCUGGAGCUGGCUCUGCAGAGGGCCAAGCAGGACAUGGCUCGGCAGCUCAGAGAGUACCAGGAGCUCAUGAAUGUCAAGCUGGCCCUGGACAUAGAGAUCUCCACCUACAGGAAGCUGCUGGAGGGAGAGGAGGAAAGGUGA
Messenger RNA from Centropristis striata (black sea bass), 461 nucleotides. RefSeq names its product intermediate filament protein ON3. The record is from RefSeq and is a predicted model, not a curated record. Gene Ontology annotation, biological process: keratinization; intermediate filament organization. Gene Ontology annotation, cellular component: keratin filament. Lineage: Eukaryota; Metazoa; Chordata; Actinopteri; Perciformes; Serranidae. Gene Ontology annotation, molecular function: structural constituent of skin epidermis. The coding region runs from base 120 to 461 and encodes 113 amino acids. The transcript has 2 exons.